GCCUUUAUGGUAUUCUCUAAUCGAAGAAGAAAGAUUCUUGCAGCAACCUAUCCAGGAGAAGGCAACAAUAAUAUUAGCACUCGUCUUGGCCGAGAGUGGCGAAACAUGCCUGCAAAUGAAAAGAAACACUAUUUUGAUGAAGCUAAGAGACUGGAUGCAGAACACAAACAGAAAUAUCCAUAUUAUCAGUAUUGCCCGGGUGAAGCCAGGAAGCGGAAACUGCAACAAAAGAUUGUACUCGUGACCUCUGACCAAGAAGAAGAGAAAAAUACUCCAGGAAAAACAACAAAGCAUCGAAAAAAGAACAUGCCCGUCUAUACUGUCAUACCCCCAAAUGGGCCAAACCAGUUGCCAACCUUGCUUCUAGUAAAUCAAAGUGGUGGGCAGACUGUGAGAGACUAUGUCACCCAACACCUGAUGAAAGAACGUGGAAGUCCUACAGAGAUGUCAGGCUGCUGCCACCAGUCUCAAAAUCUGCACUCAUGUGGACCUGUUGGACAUGGACAAUAUGGUCACGUGCCUGAAAGCUAUCAGUUUUCACCUCCCAUGAACCCUGGACCAAGUCAAGGGCAAGCUCCAUUGGACUGCCCUGAACCAUACAGGAUUCUAAAUGGUGCACCGAAUCCUGGUGCACAUAUGUACCACCAUCAUCACCAUCAUCACCUCUCUUACCCUUCGCAGCAAAGACCGAACGAUCAGUGCCAAGUGACACCCAGUGGUCAUGAUAUUAGUGGAAGAGGAACCAGCACCUCAGCUCAUGGUCAGCACCACUACUGCAUCCACAACAUGAAUUCCGAUCAAAGGAGUUCGGCUGCUGUCAAAACAUCAAAGUCUCAGCCACCUCAAAUCAUAUAUGUGCCAGUGGAUCGGGAAUAUGCUAGCUCACUAGGAUAUGCUGACAAUGGAAAUGUCAUAACAGAGGUGGAUGGUGCACAGCCUGCCAUAGGAUCGGCUUUCGAAAAUGAGAAAAACCUUGGUCCAGGGGAGUACAGAGUUCCAUACCAAGGUAACAACACAGAUUCUGUUAGAUAUGGUUAUGAGAGUGAGUAUCAACAUGCUGCCUAUUCCCCUAACCAGUAUUAUACUGGCAAUCAAAGUAACAUGGUAACAACUCCAACUUGGAGCAGACAAGUUGUGCCAGCAGCUCAGGGUAGACCUGAUGUCCAUGAUCUACAGGUACCGCAACGAUACAUUUAUGCUGGUCAUCCCAACUAUGAGUAUGAGAGUAACAACAGCAAUGAUGAGAUGCUCGGCUUGUACAAUACUGGGAGCGCAUCCAUUAGCAAUGAACCCAUUCAACAGAAUUUAACAGAUCUCUCGUCUGCAACCAGCCACGAGACCCUGGAUUCGAAGAGCGCGAUUAGUUUUCCUUCAGAGACUCGUUCCUGUGUGAGCAGUAGUGACUAUGAUAUAGAGGUCCAAUCCGGUGGAAGAAGGAGCAGAGGAGCUGCAUUGGAUUCUUCGUACAGUGACAGGGAGCAGUGUUUCCAAGCACCACAGAUGGCAGCUCCAGUUACAUUGCAGCCUGUAGAGACUGUUCUGCAUCAAGGCGGAGCAGCAAAAAAUUCCUCUUCUGAUAUGAACAUUUACAGGAUUGAUGCUGGAGAUUUAGUUCCCAUCUCCUUAUCAUCAUUGGUUGGGCCACAGUCUGUCCUCCCACCUGUUGAGGGAUGAAGUGGUGACCUUUCUGGUCCAAUACAGCUAGAUACGUCAGAUAUAGACUUUUGUGCAAAGGGAAGAGGCCAUGGACACGGGUGAGGUACAGCAAAUG
Priapulus caudatus is the source of this 1771-nucleotide messenger RNA. Its product is annotated as transcription factor Sox-1-like. Lineage: Eukaryota; Metazoa; Priapulida; Priapulimorpha; Priapulimorphida; Priapulidae. The transcript is spliced from 12 exons. Bases 7 to 1674 code for a protein of 555 amino acids. The record is from RefSeq and is a predicted model, not a curated record. Gene Ontology annotation, biological process: regulation of DNA-templated transcription; anatomical structure morphogenesis; cell differentiation. Gene Ontology annotation, molecular function: RNA polymerase II cis-regulatory region sequence-specific DNA binding; DNA-binding transcription factor activity, RNA polymerase II-specific.